Aphanomyces invadans is the source of this 1823-nucleotide messenger RNA. RefSeq lists its product as hypothetical. Lineage: Eukaryota; Oomycota; Saprolegniomycetes; Saprolegniales; Verrucalvaceae. The coding region runs from base 61 to 1083 and encodes 340 amino acids. The record is from RefSeq and is a predicted model, not a curated record. Gene Ontology annotation, biological process: positive regulation of TORC1 signaling. The transcript has 3 exons. Gene Ontology annotation, cellular component: lysosomal membrane.
GUGUGGCUCCCCGAAGAUUUCUGCGUCAUCCUGGCUGACCCGCGGUACAGCAAGCAGGGCAUGGUGACCACGAACACGAGCAAUGGCGGCGGCGCGGAGAUGUCUGUCGCAGAGAAGGUGUACACGUGGACGCUAGUCUUUAUGUGCGUGAUGCUCAUGCUGUACCUCGUCGGCAAGCUGGCUAUGGUGUUUCUGAACAAGAGCAAGGUCAUGGCGUGGAGCACGUGCUUUUACUGCCUCUGCCUGCUGUGGGUCACCGUUCGUGUGAGCUUUUGGAUCUCGAUCGAGCUGCGCGACCGCAUGACGUACCUGGAGCUCUACCUCCUCUACUGGUUUCCCACCACGAUCCAGUUUGCCAACUUCGCCCUUCUUGUGCUGUUUUACAUCCAGGUCAUCACUGGACAAGCAUGGAGAACGACGUGGCGCCGCAUCUGCCUCCCGCUCUACUUAGUGUUGACGCUCAGCAUGGCGACGUUCACAGCCAUCUGGGCGUGCAACUCAAACUCGUCGCUCGAGGCCGCGUAUCGCUACGGCGAUGAAUAUGACCAAGACAUGUUUAAGAUCUCGGCAGUGCGGGUGCAAUUGGAGUACUCUGCGAUAUCGUUUUUCGUGCUGUCUUUCUUGUUUGCGUUCUUCGGGUGGAAGCUCGCCCACGUCGACAGCUCAAAGCGCCACCGGCUGCUCAUAUCCAAGCCUCGGGUACGAUGGCAUGACGUCGACGCAGUGGUACUACUGACUGACAACGAACCGCAGAGCCUGGCCGUGUUCAAUUCGAUGCUGUUUCUCAUCUUCUUCACGCGGUCCGUGCGCGACUUCCUCACGUCGCAGAAUUGGCUCCGGUUCAGCGUGGUCAACCCCGUCGACCAGUUUGGCGAGAUUCCGACGUUUUCGUACUUUGCCAUGUUUGUCAUGUGGGAUUUCGUCCCGACAAUCCUCCUGCUCGCGCUCAUCUCGACCAAGGCCGGGGCCGUUGGAGGUAUGCCGCGAUCAAACCCACGACGUCCGUCGCGCCAUCGAGAUGGACCAAGUGUGGCCGUUCGUUUCAUGUGUCAGGGUUUUGCAUGGAAUGUGCAACUUGGAUAGCGCCGUCAUGGAAUUUCCCCUUUCGAUCGGAUUGUGCGAUGGAUGACACCAGCAUUCGGUGCUGCACGUGAUGUUGACCUUGUCAAAUGCUCCGUUGCAUGGCUCGCUGCACCUCUUGCAUUUGAGAAUCGUGUGGCGCGCAACGUUCGCCCUUGAUCUCUUUCGCGUCCGUUUCUGCAACCAUCCGAAUUGUCGUCAAACACACAACGUGUGCGACCACGUCAUCUUGCCGCGUUUGAAAUUGUGACGGUUCCCGUGCUGGAGCGUCGCGGCUUUUCAUGCAUUGACAUGCUUUUGGGUAGUUCCCCGCCACGCGUCCUUUCGAGGGGACACGAAGCUGCCGGACUUUGGCAUCUUCCAUGUCAUCAACACGGGGUACGUCCGCGAUACGAGCGAAACCACGCGACUAGUUGGAAGCCCCGCGGUCGAGUACGGCGGCGCGGCCCGCACCACCCCCAUCAACGUAUCAGAUCAACCGCGGUGGACGCGAGGCGGCGAUCUGUUUACGGACUUGCUCCGGUAUGACUCGGAUAACGACUGCAACGACGCCACUCCCACCUACGUCAACAGCCUGAACAGCGAAAGCAGCCUCAGCGCCACGAGCUCGUACGAUCGCGCAUCGAGCUACACGCCGAGUACAGCCAUGACCACCGCCAUGCCGUGACACGAAAGGCCAACCCCAGCCGUAACGUGAUGGUAUUGACGUAUUUAAUUAUUUGUGGGGAGACGCUUGGCGUUGG